CUGUAUUUGUGCAGCUUUUGUCGCCUAGCCAGAUUUCCCCUCUCAGCUUACAGAUCUGGAAUCAUAACAUAAGAUAUUGAACCAGCAAAUGAAGAAAAAAGGAAGUUUGCAUUUUGGAGCCAAUUGAGUGAAAACGUGGCUUCUGGUUUGUUUCACUGUGUUUGGCCACGACCACUCUACUAACUUUCCCCCUUCUUCACAGCAGAAUGGAAAUGAGGAAAGGAAAUCAGCUGACGCAGGAGCCGGAGUGAGACCGAUGUGCCCACAAACCCAGCCUGCACCAUGAACUUGUGUCUCCCUUCUGCGCUUUAAGAGCCAAGGGCAGGUGAAGUUGCUGGAGAGCAAUGGCUUUCUUUACUCCGUGGAAGUUGUCCUCUCAGAAGCUGGGCUUUUUCCUUGUGACUUUUGGCUUUAUCUGGGGUAUGAUGCUCCUGCAUUUUACCAUCCAGCAGCGAACUCAGCCUGAGAGCAGCUCCAUGCUGCGUGAGCAGAUCUUGGACCUCAGCAAGAGGUACAUCAAGGCGCUGGCAGAAGAAAACCGGAAUGUGGUGGAUGGGCCAUACGCCGGUGUCAUGACAGCUUACGAUCUGAAGAAAACACUUGCUGUGCUUUUGGAUAAUAUCUUGCAGCGCAUUGGCAAGUUAGAGUCAAAGGUGGACAAUCUUGUAAUCAAUGGCACGGGAACAAACUCGACCAACUCCACCACGGCUGUUCCCAGCUUGGUAGCACUUGAGAAAAUUAAUGUGGCAGAUAUCAUUAAUGGAGCUCAAGAAAAAUGUGUAUUGCCUCCUAUGGAUGGCUACCCCCACUGCGAGGGGAAAAUCAAGUGGAUGAAAGAUAUGUGGCGCUCGGAUCCCUGCUACGCAGACUACGGAGUGGAUGGGUCCACCUGCUCUUUCUUUAUUUACCUCAGUGAGGUUGAAAACUGGUGUCCUCAUUUACCUUGGAGAGCAAAAAAUCCCUAUGAAGAAGCUGAUCAUAAUUCAUUGGCGGAAAUCCGUACAGAUUUUAAUAUUCUCUACAGCAUGAUGAAAAAGCAUGAAGAAUUCCGGUGGAUGAGACUCCGGAUCCGGCGAAUGGCUGAUGCAUGGAUCCAAGCAAUCAAGUCCCUGGCAGAAAAGCAGAAUCUUGAAAAGAGAAAGCGGAAGAAAGUCCUUGUUCACCUGGGACUCCUGACUAAGGAAUCUGGAUUUAAGAUAGCAGAGACAGCUUUCAGUGGUGGCCCUCUUGGUGAAUUAGUUCAGUGGAGUGAUUUAAUUACAUCUCUGUACUUACUGGGCCAUGACAUUAGGAUUUCAGCUUCACUGGCUGAGCUCAAGGAAAUAAUGAAGAAGGUUGUAGGAAACCGAUCUGGCUGCCCAACUGUAGGAGACAGAAUCGUUGAGCUCAUUUAUAUUGAUAUUGUGGGACUUGCUCAAUUCAAGAAAACUCUUGGACCAUCCUGGGUGCACUACCAGUGCAUGCUCCGAGUCCUGGACUCAUUUGGCACGGAGCCAGAGUUCAACCAUGCUAACUAUGCCCAGUCUAAAGGCCACAAGACGCCCUGGGGCAAAUGGAAUCUGAACCCACAGCAGUUUUAUACCAUGUUCCCUCAUACCCCAGACAACAGCUUUCUGGGAUUUGUGGUUGAGCAGCAUCUAAACUCCAGCGAUAUCCACCACAUUAACGAAAUCAAAAGGCAGAACCAGUCCCUUGUGUAUGGCAAAGUGGAUAGCUUCUGGAAGAAUAAGAAAAUCUACUUGGACAUUAUUCACACGUACAUGGAAGUGCAUGCGACCGUUUAUGGCUCCAGCACGAAGAAUAUUCCCAGUUAUGUGAAAAACCAUGGCAUCCUAAGUGGGCGGGACCUACAGUUUCUUCUCCGAGAAACCAAGUUGUUUGUUGGACUCGGGUUCCCUUAUGAGGGCCCAGCUCCCCUGGAGGCCAUCGCAAAUGGAUGUGCUUUUCUGAAUCCCAAGUUCAGCCCACCCAAAAGCAGCAAAAACACAGACUUUUUCAUUGGCAAGCCAACACUGAGAGAGCUGACAUCCCAGCAUCCGUAUGCUGAAGUGUUCAUUGGCCGGCCCCAUGUUUGGACGGUUGACCUCAGCAAUCAGGAGGAAGUGGAGGAUGCCGUGAAAGCAAUUUUAAGUCAAAAGAUUGAGCCAUACAUGCCAUAUGAAUUCACAUGUGAGGGGAUGUUGCAGAGAAUCAAUGCUUUCAUUGAAAAACAGGAUUUCUGCCAUGGGCAGGUGAUGUGGCCGCCCCUCAGUGCCCUGCAGGUGAAGCUCGCCGAGCCCGGACAGUCCUGCAAACAGGUGUGCCAGGAGAACCAGCUCAUCUGCGAACCUUCCUUCUUCCAGCAUCUCAACAAGGACAAAGACAUGCUGAAAUAUGAGGUGAUCUGCCAAAGCUCAGAGCUGGCCAAGGACAUCUUGGUGCCCUCCUUCGACCCCAAGAACAAGCACUGUGUGUUUCAAGGUGACCUCCUGCUGUUCAGCUGUGCGGGCGCCCACCCCAGGCACCAGAGGGUCUGCCCCUGCCGGGACUUCAUCAAGGGCCAGGUGGCUCUCUGUAAAGACUGUCUAUAGCGGCCACUGACUCGGCCCCACACGCACUCUGCUGGGGAAACGGUGGCCCCAACACCAUCGGGGCAGGGCCAGGGGGCAGACGUCAUUCAGGGACUCUUGCCAGAGCCUGAACUUGAUGGUGGAAGGUUUCAAUUUGGUAUUGCUCCUUCUGCGGUCAGAGCACCAUGGCAGAGUUUUCCCCAAAGUGAAACAAGAGCAGAUGUCAAGUGGGGAGCCUGGCUUCUCGCUGGCACAACUUCAUUUUUUAUUUCUUGAGGAGACUGUGUCUAUGAGGCUGCUCCGAGGUAGAAGGAGAGUCUCAAGAUGCAUUUAAAACAGAACCAGAGGAGGAAUGGAGCUUGUCGGAAAGAACUUGAUAUGGGAACAUUCCUAAACCCAUUAACUUAUUUAUUUGGGUGGG
This is a messenger RNA of Lynx canadensis (Canada lynx), 2970 nucleotides long. RefSeq names its product alpha-1,6-mannosylglycoprotein 6-beta-N-acetylglucosaminyltransferase (gene MGAT5). Gene Ontology annotation, molecular function: alpha-1,6-mannosylglycoprotein 6-beta-N-acetylglucosaminyltransferase activity. Bases 345 to 2570 code for a protein of 741 amino acids. Gene Ontology annotation, cellular component: Golgi apparatus. Lineage: Eukaryota; Metazoa; Chordata; Mammalia; Carnivora; Felidae. The transcript has 16 exons. The record is from RefSeq and is a predicted model, not a curated record. Gene Ontology annotation, biological process: protein N-linked glycosylation.